UCUCUCUCCCCCCCCACCCGCUCCUGCCAUCCACACGUCCGCAGUCCGCACACACCCCAGAGCAAGCGCCUGACCCAUGGCCGCCACCGCCGUCGCGGCGUCUCUGUCCGUGGCCCAGGGGCUCGGGAAGCCCCUCUGCGCCGGCAGCAACGCGUCGUCGCUCCGGGUCCUCGCGCCGCGUCGUUCGGCGGCCAGGAGGAUGGCCGUCGUCGUCCGGGCGUCCGCGCAACAGAAGCAGCACCCGGCCAAGGAGUGGGCGGCCGCGGCUGCCGUGGCGGCGGCGCUGGUGCUUCCCGAGGUCGCGGAGGCCGCGCCGGGGAUCUCGCCGUCGCUCAAGAACUUCCUCCUCAGCAUCGUCUCCGGAGGGGUCGUCCUCGUCGCCAUCGUCGGCGCCGUCGUCGCCGUCUCUAACUUCGAUCCCGUCAAGCGGGGCUGAUCGAGCUCAAACUACAUGCAUCGUUGUGUGUUGGUGUACCCUAUGUACUGAGAUCUCUUCUCCCGUGUAAACAGUGUUUUAAUAUUGCGUGAAUCUUUUGCCGCGUAAAUUUCGUUUCAUGCUCGCAUAGCCAUCGUCUGUAUGGCAUAUGACUAUAUGAGACAGAUUCAACAGCGCAUUCGGUCUGAUCUUUGCACAUA
Molecule: messenger RNA, 636 nt
Organism: Sorghum bicolor (sorghum)
Lineage: Eukaryota; Viridiplantae; Streptophyta; Magnoliopsida; Poales; Poaceae
Exons: 1
Coding region: 77-436 (119 amino acids)
Biological process (GO): photosynthesis
Cellular component (GO): photosystem II; membrane
Source: RefSeq, a predicted model, not a curated record